Molecule: messenger RNA, 639 nt
Organism: Microthlaspi erraticum
Lineage: Eukaryota; Viridiplantae; Streptophyta; Magnoliopsida; Brassicales; Brassicaceae
Source: the annotation of a GenBank genome assembly
AUGACGAUCGAAAGAGCUCGAGUCCCGUUAAGCCGGUGGCAACAAGCGGCGGUUGCGAUGGGAUCUGCCGUCGGUGUGUUGGUUAAUCCUCGCAGAGCGGAUCUGAUCGCGGCUCUAGGUGAAACCACCGGAAAACCAGCUUUCGAAAUGGUUCUCGAGAGGAUGAAGAAGAGCCCUGAAGGACGAGCUAUAUUACUGGAGCGUCCUCGUGUUGUCUCAGAGCAAGUAGGUCACGCUUGGGAUCUACCAGAGAACACAUUUGGAGCUGCGUAUGCAAAGUUCAUGGGAUCUAGGAACUUCUCUCCGGAUGAUCGCCCGCCGGUGAGAUUCAUGGAGACCGACGAACUGGCUUACGUGGCGACUCGGUCGCGCGAAGUUCACGACUUGUGGCACACGCUCUUCAGCCUCCCGACGAAUCUCAUAGGCGAGUCGGCUCUGAAAGUGAUAGAGUUCGAGCAAAUGUAUCUCCCAAUGUGCAUGCUUUCCGUGAUCGGAGGCACAGUGAGGUUCAACGAGAAGCAGAGGGGAAUGUUCUUGAGGCAUUACCUUCCUUGGGCUGUUCGAGCAGGAAGACAAUGUACAGACUUCAUGUGUGUGUGUACUAUGAGCGUCACUUUAGUGAAGACUUGGAGCAAGUGA